GAGCUUCUCUUACGUUGCCUAUCAGCCCCCCGUUUCUCCUCCAUUUUUUUUUGAAUUAUUAGUACGCUACAACCUUCUUCUCAUUUUAAAACACUUCACACUUCUUCUCUAAAGCCUCCCCCCACUCCUCCUCCUUGUACUUUUCUCUCAAGAUGCCCUCUGAACUUGAACAGCUGAAGAAGUUCACCAUCGUGGUGGCGGACACGGCCGACUUCGGUCUUCUGGCGCAGUACAAGCCGGAGGAUGCGACGACGAAUCCCUCUCUCGUCCUGGCCGGCUCGCAGCUGCCGCAGUACGCACACCUCAUGACGGAGGCCAUCGAGUUUGCAAAGGCCCACAUCGGCAAGUACGCGAAGUUCUACAACAGCGAGAAGCACGAGGAGAACGUGCUGGCGCUGGCGGUGGACAAGCUGACCGUCAGCUUCGGGCUGGAGAUCCUGAAGGUGGUGCCCGGCCGCGUGAGCACCGAAGUGGACGCGAAGCUGUCCUUCGACAAGGAGAAGAUGAUCCAGAAGGCACACCUGCUGAUUCAGCUCUACGAGGAGGCCGGCAUCAAGCGCGACCGCAUUUACAUCAAACUCGCCUCCACGUGGGAGGGCAUCCAGGCCGGCCGCGAACUGGAGAAGGAGCACAUUUGCUGCAACCUCACCUUGCUCUUCUCCUUCGCGCAGGCCGUGGCGUGUGCGCAGGCGCACGUCUCGCUCAUCUCCCCGUUCGUCGGCCGCAUUCUGGACUGGUACAAGAAGGCGGAGCCGGCCAAGGCGGACAGCUUCGUUGGUGCCGCCGACCCAGGCGUGAUCAGCGUGACGAAGAUCUAUAACUACUACAAGCAGCACGGCUACAAGACCAUCGUCAUGGGUGCGUCCUUCCGCAACGUGACGGAGAUCACGGAGCUGGCCGGGUGCGAUAAACUGACCAUUUCCCCUGCGCUGCUGGGCGAGCUGGCCAAGGGGGAGGGCACGCUGAGCCGCAAGCUCGACCCUGCGCAUCUGACGCAGAAGUCGGCGAAGCUGCCGGAGCUGUCGCAGGCGGACUUCCUCUUCAUGCACAACGAGGAGGCGAUGGCGGUGGAGAAGCUCGCGGAGGGCAUCCGUAACUUCCACAAGGAUACGGUGAAGCUGGAGGCGGCCAUCAAGGAGAAGAUGUAA
This is a messenger RNA of Leptomonas pyrrhocoris, 1148 nucleotides long. Its product is annotated as putative Transaldolase. Bases 153 to 1148 code for a protein of 331 amino acids. Gene Ontology annotation, molecular function: transaldolase activity. Gene Ontology annotation, biological process: carbohydrate metabolic process; pentose-phosphate shunt; pentose-phosphate shunt, non-oxidative branch. Lineage: Eukaryota; Euglenozoa; Kinetoplastea; Trypanosomatida; Trypanosomatidae. Gene Ontology annotation, cellular component: intracellular anatomical structure; cytoplasm. The transcript has a single exon. The record is from RefSeq and is a predicted model, not a curated record.